AUCAUGUCUACCUCUAAGGAUGUCUCAUCCUCUGAAGUUAAGGGAGGUGAAGUCAAUGCUGCCAAAAGUGCCGUUUUCGUCUCCAGUUCUAGCAUGCCGAAUGACACUCCAAUAGUGACAGGUUAUUCUUGGGAUAAAGGACUGGAUUAUGAGGGUCUUCUUGCAACCUACAAACAUUGUGGAUUUCAAGCAACAAAUUUUGGCCUAGCAGUUGAGGAGAUCAAUAAAAUGCUGGAGUGUCGAAGUAAACCCCUGCCGCCAGACAAAGAGACAGAUGAUGAAGAAGAUGAGUUUAUCCGUGUCCGCUCAAACUGUACCAUAUUUUUGGGUUAUACCUCCAACAUAGUUUCCUCAGGACUGCGGGACACAAUACGUUAUUUGGUGAAAAACCGUAUGGUUGACUGUAUUGUGACGACAGCUGGUGGAGUUGAGGAAGAUUUCAUUAAAUGUUUAGCACCUACGUAUAUUGGAUCAUUCGAUUUGGAUGGCCGUAAACUAAGAGAUGAAGGAAUUAACCGAAUAGGAAAUCUCAUGGUCCCUAAUAGUAAUUACUGUGCAUUUGAAGACUGGAUUGUUCCAUUAUUAGAUGAAAUGCUGGAAGAACAGAAGACAAAGGAUGUACUAUGGACCCCUUCAAAAAUGAUAGCAUGGCUUGGCUCGAAGAUAAAUAAUGAAGAGUCUAUCUACUACUGGGCAUCUAAAAAUAAAAUACCUGUGUUUUGUCCGGCUUUAACUGACGGAAGCCUGGGAGAUAUGAUGUUUUUCCACUCUUUUCGUAAACCUGGACUAAUUUUGGAUAUCUUGUCUGAUCUACGAAGGAUCAAUAGAAUGGCAAUGAAGGCUGUAAAUUCUGGAAUGAUAAUCAUUGGAGGUGGAGUAAUUAAACAUCAUAUUUGUAAUGCUAAUCUUAUGAGGAAUGGUGCAGAUUUCGCUGUUUUUGUGAAUACGGCUUCAGAAUUUGAUGGAAGUGAUAGUGGAGCGAGACCAGACGAGGCAAUAUCUUGGGGCAAAAUCAAGAAGACUGCAGCACCUGUCAAGAUCUAUGCAGAAGCGUCUCUUGUUUUGCCAUUACUUGUCAUGGAAACUUUUGCUAAAUUUUUAAACAAGAAAUAAAUUCUCUCACAUUUAAAACAUGCAAAAAAGAAGAAGGGAAAAAAUAUCUUUCUGGUGAUAUUACUCCAUUACUUAUGGCACAAUCCAGAAAAUCAUGUCACGAUUACAGCGAGUCAAAAGUACAAUUAUUGGCAUGUAUGACACCACAAGACGUUGUUGAUCUUUAUUAAACCACCGAACGUACGGAUUCUCAGAGUAGCUGCAAUACCCUAAAAUUGAAAAUGGAAUGAACAGAGUCCUAUUGCCUCAAAUGGGUGCCAUUGUAAGACCCCAUGAGAAAUUCCAUUUUAUUUGCAAAGAUAUCCCUGUCUAUCAGUCCCAAAUGAGGAUUCAAUACACCAUAGACAAUAAAAUCGACGAACAUUUUUAACUUACCCCAAUUGGCUUGAAAAAAGUCCAUACUGAGACUGCCUGGACUAGGCAUCUUAAGAUGAGGGUACAAAGACUUCAAAGGAAUAUUACCAAUAAAUACUGGAAUUCGCAUGGUAGCCACAAUUUUUGGCGCAACAUUCACGACAUCCAUCUAGAACAAUUGAGCAUAUCAUUAGGGGUAAUAAGAUAUUUUUUUUAAAAGAAAUGCUCUCUCAACAAAGUUCAUGUACUAAAGAUAGUAUAUAAAGAUCGGUUUACUGAUUGGGUGAAAAAGAAAAAAAUGACACUGAUACAAAUGAUGCAGGUUCAUUCCUAAAAUAUUAUCUGGGAUUGGUGGGUUUCUAUGGAUAACCUACAUUGAUUCUUCGUUUUUAUAUAGCCGUUUAUACGAUGCACACUAGAAACGUAAAUUUUUUCUGCAGCUGGCAAAAAUCGCAGUGAGGGGUAUCUGUAGUGUGGUCAUAGAGGGUGCCUACGCUGUCUACGGUCCAUCUUGAAUCAAGUCGAGUCGGACAAGAUUUUUUAUACUCUUGAUAGAACUUUAUGGCUCAAUAGUUGAUACCUAAAUAUCAUUGAAGCACAGUCAGUCUGAAUGCCCAAUUCCUGCAGUAAAGAUCAACAGAGGUAUUGCCUUUUGAAAAACUGGCAAAAGCAACGGAGUGGCUGACUAGUUCUCAGCCUCAACUCUUUUUUUUUAAACAGUUAAUAAAUGGCGAUGAUUUUGCCAACUAGUGCCAUCUUUUGGUAUUUUUUUAACUCAACCUUUUUAUUGCAAAUGCCCAUUUUUUUUUCUCUUCCUGUAAUUCUUCUAUUUAUACUGCAGAAUAGAGGUUCUCUAUUAUUAAAACAAUUUUAUGAUAGGUGAGACAGACAAAUUCGUAUGAGAUACCUAGCAUAUGAAACUGUGGUCAAAUUGUUGAAAUAAACUGCUGACUUUUAUGAGAUUCUAUUUUCAA
This is a messenger RNA of Bemisia tabaci, 2441 nucleotides long. RefSeq names its product Deoxyhypusine synthase (gene Dhps). Gene Ontology annotation, biological process: peptidyl-hypusine biosynthetic process. Gene Ontology annotation, cellular component: cytoplasm. NCBI's taxonomy places the organism in Eukaryota, Metazoa, Arthropoda, Insecta, Hemiptera, Aleyrodidae. Gene Ontology annotation, molecular function: deoxyhypusine synthase activity. The record is from RefSeq and is a predicted model, not a curated record.